AUGGCCGAUGCACCCCGGACCGUGCUCAUCUCAGGAUGCUCCUCUGGGAUUGGCUUGGAGCUGGCAGUGCAGCUGGCUCAUGACCCCAGGCAGCGCUACCAGGUGGUGGCCACCAUGAGGGACCUGGGAAAGAAGGGGACACUGGAGGCAGCUGCUGGGAAGGCUCUGGGUCAGACCCUCACCGUGGCGCAGCUGGACGUGUGCAGUGAUGAGUCAGUGGCCCAAUGUCUCAGCUGCAUCCAGGGAGGGGAAGUGGAUGUGCUGGUGAAUAAUGCUGGAGUGGGCCUGGUGGGGCCCUUGGAAGGGCUCAGCCUAGCUGCCAUGCAGAACGUCUUUGAUACCAACUUUUUUGGGGCUGUCCGUCUGGUCAAAGCUGUGCUUCCCGGCAUGAAGAGGAGGCGACAGGGCCACAUCGUGGUGGUCAGCAGCGUCAUGGGGCUGCAGGGUGUCGUGUUCAACGAAGUCUAUGCGGCCUCCAAGUUUGCCAUGGAGGGGUUCUUCGAAAGUCUGGCUGUCCAGCUGCUACAGUUCAACAUCUUCAUCUCCCUGGUGGAGCCAGGCCCGGUUGUCACAGAGUUUGAGGGCAAGCUCCUAGAGCAGGUUUCCACAGCCGAGUUCCCAGGCACCGACCCUGACACGCUGAGCUACUUUCGAGAUCUGUACCUCCCAGCCUCCAGGGAGCUCUUUCACAACGUGGGACAGAGCCCAAAGGAUGUAGCCAAGGUCAUCGUCAAGGUCAUCGGCUCGGCCAGACCACCCUUGCGCCGACAGACCAACACCCACUACACUCCACUGACCGCGCUCAAGGCUAUGGACCCCUCCGGCAGCCUGUAUGUGCGAACUUCCCACCGCCUGCUCUUCCGCUGGCCACGCCUUCUCAAGCUUGGCCUUCGGUGCCUGGCCUGCAGCUGCUUCCGCACCCCAGUGUGGCCCCGAUGA
Budorcas taxicolor (takin) is the source of this 939-nucleotide messenger RNA. It is a transcript of the gene RDH8, whose product is annotated as retinol dehydrogenase 8. Bases 1 to 939 code for a protein of 312 amino acids. Lineage: Eukaryota; Metazoa; Chordata; Mammalia; Artiodactyla; Bovidae. The record is from RefSeq and is a predicted model, not a curated record. Gene Ontology annotation, molecular function: estradiol 17-beta-dehydrogenase [NAD(P)+] activity. Gene Ontology annotation, biological process: estrogen biosynthetic process. The transcript has 6 exons. Gene Ontology annotation, cellular component: cytoplasm.